UCCCAGGCUACCGUGGCUCGUGAGGAUCAGACCGCCUCCUCAGCGAGUCGCGAGCUUCCGCGUCGCUCCCGUCUGCCGCUGCUUGACACUACACAGAAACACUAGCUAUGUUAUCGCGUUCCCGAUGUCUAUACCGGACGCUUGGUCGCUCUCUGUCAGUGCUAAGCCAGGUUAAUAAUGUACUGGUUCAACAAAGUGCAUCUGGCCUCUUUGUCUGCAACCGGGUUGUUUACAGGAACACGCAGCCAUGUGAAUCUCUGUCAUCAGCUGGUGUCUUCUACAUCAGACACUUCAAGACAUCGGCUGCUCACAGGGAUGAAGUAGUCACUGUCAAAACCCCUGCAUUUGCAGAAUCUGUUACAGAGGGGGAUGUCAGGUGGGAAAAAGCCGUGGGCGACUCUGUGACAGAAGAUGAAGUAGUGUGUGAAAUUGAAACUGACAAGACCUCAGUGCAAGUACCUGCUCCAGCAGCUGGUAUAAUUGAGGAACUGCUGGUGCCUGAUGGUGGGAGGGUAGAGGGAGGAACACCGCUCUUCAAACUCCGGAAAGGAGCUGCCACUGCCAAAGCUGUCCCAUCCCCAGCUGCAGAAGCCCCUGCUGCUGCAGCACCUCCUCCACCGCCGCCUCCCUCUCCUCCACCUUCAAUCCCCACCACCAUGCCUCCAGUGCCCCCAGUGCCAACACAAGCUGCUCAAGCCAAACCUGUUUCUGCAAUUAAGCCAACAGCUGCAGCUCCAGCACCAGCUCCUUCAACAGUAGGAGCCAGAGCAGAGAACAGGGUGAAGAUGAACCGGAUGAGGUUGAGGAUUGCCCAAAGGCUGAAGGAGGCUCAGAACACCUGCGCCAUGCUGACUACCUUCAACGAAGUUGACAUGAGCAACAUUCAGGAGAUGAGGAAAAACCACAGAGAUGCUUUUCUUAAGAGGCACAACAUCAAGCUUGGUUUUAUGUCAGCGUUUGUGAAGGCUGCAGCACACGCUCUGACUGACCAGCCUGUUGUAAAUGCCGUUAUUGAUGAUACAACCAAAGAGAUUGUCUACAGGGAUUACGUAGACAUUAGUGUGGCUGUGGCAACUCCAAAGGGACUUGUUGUACCAGUGAUCCGCAGUGUUGAGACAAUGAACUUCGCUGACAUUGAGAAAGCUAUAAACGCACUGGGAGAAAAGGCUCGUAAAAAUGAGCUGGCUGUUGAGGAUAUGGAUGGCGGUACUUUCACUAUCAGCAAUGGUGGAGUGUUUGGCUCCAUGUUUGGAACGCCCAUCAUCAACCCCCCACAGUCUGCCAUUCUUGGCAUGCACGGCAUCUUCGACCGACCUGUGGCCAUCAAUGGCAAGGUUGAGAUCAGGCCCAUGAUGUACGUAGCGCUGACGUACGACCACCGACUCAUCGACGGCAGAGAGGCAGUCACCUUCCUGCGCAAGAUCAAAGCAGUGGUAGAAGAUCCACGAGUGCUGCUUCUGGACAUGUGAUUUCCCUCUCACCAGUAUGCUCAUAUAAAGAUAGGUCACCUACAUAGAAUGUCAAAACCAUCCAUUUUUAUUAGCCAGCCACGUAAAGGGUGUCUGAAUGGACUGAAACAAGGAAAAAUUAUCCCAGGAAUAGGCUUAAUAUAGGCUUUGGCCAAAUAAACAAAGUACAGUUUUCUUACAUGCCAAUUUCUGUGCUGUGUUCAAAUUUCAAUAUUGGAUUGAACAGUUUACACAAACAUUUUUUAAUCCUGUGGUCUCAAUUUCAGUUAUUGUCUUGUAAUAGCUGACAUGCACAAAAAAGCCAUAAAAGCAAGCAACAUUUAAAACCCUCAGUCUACAUUGCAUGUCUUAGAACAAGUGAUAGAAACACUCAUACACAGGCUGAACAUGCUGAAGCUUAGUCUUAUCAGUUGAUGCUGUUCAGGUGAACAUGAUGCAUCAGACUGACACCUCACUAUACUCUUGUGUAUUCACACAACAAAAUAGCUUUUCCAUGCAAUAGAGUUGGCUGUCUAAUUCUGUUCCCUGUUCAUCUUUUAGUAUUUGUGAGACACUUUUUCCACAGCAGGGCCAAGUGGAACUUGCUCAAACUAGUUCAAGAUGUUUUGAUGUUACCAUAGUAUUGGAGGAGUUUCCUAAGUUAAUCUGAAACGAUUGCUAGUCAUUGUUGCUGGCAGAAAGUUGUAAAAAGAAAAAAGAAAAGAAACGCAGCCAUAUUGUUUGGGGUAAUUUGAGCACCACUGGACCCUGGUUGAACUUAGUGGAAACCAGACUUUUGUGUGGAACAUCCGGACAGCAGCCCCAUGCCUUUAAAUCCAUGUCAGCUGUUUGAUGAGUAUGUGUUGGUGUCGGCACAGCUAUAUUCCUGCUUUGUACAGUUAGCCCUGUCUUGUCUGUUUUUCUUUCUUGUCAUCUGUUUUUUAGGCGUUAAACGAAGGUCAAAUCUCAGAAUGUUGAUCAAAAUAUUGUAUGAGCUUUUAGUAGAACAGAUCACACUUCCUACAUGAUUUCACUGUUCAUUGUUCAAAACCAGUCACUAUUCCUUUCAGGAUUUUU
This is a messenger RNA of Myripristis murdjan (pinecone soldierfish), 2525 nucleotides long. Its product is annotated as dihydrolipoyllysine-residue succinyltransferase component of 2-oxoglutarate dehydrogenase complex, mitochondrial-like. The record is from RefSeq and is a predicted model, not a curated record. Gene Ontology annotation, biological process: tricarboxylic acid cycle. Gene Ontology annotation, cellular component: oxoglutarate dehydrogenase complex; mitochondrion. Gene Ontology annotation, molecular function: dihydrolipoyllysine-residue succinyltransferase activity. The coding region runs from base 108 to 1469 and encodes 453 amino acids. The transcript is spliced from 15 exons. NCBI's taxonomy places the organism in Eukaryota, Metazoa, Chordata, Actinopteri, Holocentriformes, Holocentridae.